Messenger RNA from Saccostrea cuccullata (small rock oyster), 574 nucleotides. RefSeq lists its product as uncharacterized. NCBI's taxonomy places the organism in Eukaryota, Metazoa, Mollusca, Bivalvia, Ostreida, Ostreidae. The transcript is spliced from 3 exons. The coding region runs from base 272 to 574 and encodes 100 amino acids. The record is from RefSeq and is a predicted model, not a curated record.
AUAUAAAGUAAUAUUUUGUUUUAAAAAGUUGAACACAAAGCUGGUUCCAUUCCCUUGCAUUUCAGCAUUGCUUCACUCACAGUUUCUUGGAUGGUUCUCACCUCGCACAUUGAAUGGAGCGCAUUCGGCAAAUGGAGCUUUGCGGAAUCAGCCGAGGAUUGCCGAUUGGCAUUAGACGUCAUAAUGAAAUACGUCACAAUCACGGUGGCGUCUUUGUAUUGUGACGUCACAAUAACUUAUACCUUCACAACGGAGGCAAAACAUUGAAGUCAUGAGCAGUGAAACCAUUAUGGAACCUAAGUACAAGAAGAGUAAGGAAUAUUUUGGAAGUUUGGGAGAUUCAGAAAGUGAUUGGGUAGACAAUACCAUGUCAGAAUUCAAAGACGGUACAGAAUACCUAGAAUGGUUGGAGCGACAGCUUCCAUACCUAGAGGAAUUUGAAGCCAGUGAUGCAGUUCAUUACUACUUUUUUCGGAGCUGGAGCAAACAUACAUUAUACUUUCCCGAGAUGGAACCUUUAAUUGCAAGUUUUUUCUCAUCAUUUUACAAUUUAUUAGAUGCCUAUAUUUCUUAA